Molecule: messenger RNA, 1905 nt
Organism: Adelges cooleyi (spruce gall adelgid)
Lineage: Eukaryota; Metazoa; Arthropoda; Insecta; Hemiptera; Adelgidae
Gene: mldr
Product: mitochondrial ribonuclease P catalytic subunit
Exons: 6
Coding region: 203-1819 (538 amino acids)
Biological process (GO): mitochondrial tRNA 5'-end processing; tRNA 5'-leader removal
Cellular component (GO): mitochondrion; mitochondrial ribonuclease P complex
Molecular function (GO): ribonuclease P activity
Source: RefSeq, a predicted model, not a curated record
UAUCUUCACACACAUGUCACAUUGUUGGAGACUGAAGAGUGAAGUGUGUUUAUUGCCCACGGUUCAUUACAUACAAUAUACAUUAUACAUGGUCGUAUGUAAAGUUAACUUAUUAUUUAUUAGUAUUCUGUAUUAGUAUUUUAUUAUAAUUAUAUAUAUUAAUUUCAACAUGUAGUAAACAAAUUAGUGUAACGUCUCAAUAAUGAACUUGUUCAAAAGACAUAUUUUUGGGAAAAUUUAUCAUGUAAUUUAUCCACGGCCAGCUAUAAAAUUGACAUGUAAACCGUUUUCAUCAGUUCUGCCUGACACUAGCGUUGUGGUGCCGCGUAAAUUGAAUGGACGAGCGGCUAGUGGCAAACAAAAACGUAUGAUUACAGAAUAUGUGAGUAGCCCGGGUAUGUGUGAUUGGGAUGCAGUGUGCAAGGCAGUAUUGUCUGUACCCAAAGGAUAUAUGAACAAAAACAAUAUCAAUGGAUGCAUUUUGGAAGCCUGCUCCCAAAUGAAACGUUUAGAUUUAGCUAGAACGUACAUGGAUUAUGUUCAUAAAGGCGAUAAAAAUAAAUUAAACACUUCAUUAGAGCUGUUGUUUUAUCGCACAUGUUAUGCGUGUAGAGAUCAGUUGAAUGAUGAAGAUCGUAAGGCUAUUAAAACUCGUUGCCAAAUGUUGUAUGAUAAAUAUAUAACAAUACUCAACGGCGUUCUUCUUGAAGGUAUUGUAAUGGGCCUUUGCUGUACUACUUCUUGGCGUGAUUCUUUGGAUUACAUGAAAUCGUUGAAAAAUUAUUAUGAUAUAACUGGUAACACUUACAGAGUACUUGUACAAAAAGCUUUUGAAGAAGGAGAAACAGAUUUAGGUUGGAAUUUAAUGCAUAUUUGUGUUAGUCGAACAAUCGAACCACCGAAAGAAGGAUUUCAAGCUUGGUUUGACUUAUGUAAACAAAAAGAAAAUUUAAAUUACCUAAGAAUAUUGGAAUUUUUGAGUGAAACGGAAUAUAUUGUGCGAGAAGAAUUGGCAGACUUAAUUGUAAAUAAUCUUCAAGUAUUAGGUUGUACUGUCAAUUCUACUAAAAUUAUUCAAAAAAUAGGAAAAUGUACACAUUGUCAGACGUUGUUAAAUCCCAUUAAAGUUACCGAAGAAGAGUUUAAAUUGCUAAAUGAAUGUUUUAUGUCAAAUGUAAUGGUUGGAAAUAAUAUUUUUAAUAAUUCUUCACCUAAAGAACUACAGGAUUUCAAAGAUUUCAUAAAAGUUUCAGCUCCAUAUGACGUAGUCGUUGAUGGAUUAAAUGUCGCCUAUGCCUAUCGUGGGAAAUUAGAUAACAAUUCCUUAGUUAAAAUUGUUAUGAAGAAACUAAUUGAGAACAAUUUAAAGGUAUUAUUAAUUGGCCGUAAACAUUUAGCUCGAAUGUUGGGACGUGAAUUUAAUUAUAUAGAGAAAAAUGCUCAUAUAUUUUUUACAAGUGAUCUAUCAAAAGAUGAUCCUUUUUUGUUGUAUGCAGCCAUGUAUAGUGGACUCGGAACAAAGGUUCUUACCAGGGACCUUAUGCGAGGACAUAAAUAUCUUUUAAGCAACCCUAAAAUUAAAAGUAUUUUUCAACGGUGGCUUCAACAACACAGGUUACAUUUAAGAAUACGUCCAGGGAGUGUUGGCAUUAUUGACCCUUUAUUUUAUCAACAAAUAACGCAACAAAAUGGAAACGGCAUAUGGCAUUUACCGUACCAACAACAAAAAAUGCCUGGAGAGUGGGCAAAACCAGAAUCAACUCCAGACCAAUGGUUAUGUAUAAAAACAAAUGUUAAAAAAUCAACAAUUACAAAAUAAAACAUGUAACAUAUUGGUUUUAGUUUAACCAAAACUAAUUUUCAAAAAAUAAAGAGUUUAGUCGCAAAACUAAAAAUAUUGAUUUA